Myotis myotis is the source of this 2050-nucleotide messenger RNA. RefSeq names its product galectin 4 (gene LGALS4). The record is from RefSeq and is a predicted model, not a curated record. NCBI's taxonomy places the organism in Eukaryota, Metazoa, Chordata, Mammalia, Chiroptera, Vespertilionidae. Bases 1030 to 1971 code for a protein of 313 amino acids. The transcript is spliced from 9 exons. Gene Ontology annotation, molecular function: carbohydrate binding.
GCAGUGGACAGGGCAGGGCCAAAGAAAGUCUGGCACGGAUGGAGCAAGCAGAGGUGCAGCUCGAGGGAGGUGUUCACCCCGCCUGACCCCCUCUCACUGCUUAAUGGGAUCUGGCGCUGAAGUCUGGUGAGGGUGCCAUUGUUAUCUAGCCAACUGCCUCAUUUCUUUCAGUUUUAGGUUUUCUCAUCCAUAUACAUAUAAUUCCACCAUCUUGGAUUUAUGUUGGGAAUGAGUACAAGAGACCAAACAUUAAUUUAAUGCCUUCUAUAUACCAAGUCUUGUUCUGAGCAUUUAUUAACUUAGUGAUUAUUUUCAAGGACCUGUGAGAUUGAUACUAUUAAUAUCCCCAUUUUACAGACGAGCAAAUGAGCAAAUUGAGGUUAUGGCACUGACCCAAGAUUACUCAGCCAGGAAGUGGCUGAGGCAGGAUUUGUACCCCAAACCUCUGGCUGCAGAAGUCUGUGAUUUAAACCACUGAGUAUACAAGAGCAAGUCAUGGAGAAGGCAUGUAGUAGGCACACAAUCAAUUUAGGUCCUUUCACAGUUCCUGGAGCGUCAAGAGCACCCAGUUCCUCCCUGCUUUCACUUGCUCCCAUUGCCCAUCUGUCCCGGGCCACUCCUGCAGCCCUGCCCUGCCCAACCUCCCUGACCUUACCCUCUCUCUGCUAACAAAGGUCCAGGUAGAGUUUUAUGGGCUCUGAUAAGGCACUGGCAGGGCCAAAGUUCACUAGCACUUCCUCUUUGCAGAAUGUUCUAGAGGAGGGGUCCCUGACCUGAGUCCCCCCAGGCCUGGCCCAAUGAUCUGGGCUCUGACAGGUUACCACUGAGGUUGGUGAGAGAAGGGAGACCAGAGGGUAUGUUAGAAGAAGAUGUGAGCCUGGGAUGCUCAGAAGAGGGGCCCCAUGAACCCUGCCCUGCCUGCCACUCCCUUUUCCUCGGGUAUAAAAGCCGCUACCACCCAGCAUCUGUCACCAUUUCCCACUCCUGCAGCUCUUCUCACAGGACGAGCCACCAGCCCAGACUCUCAAGAUGGCCUUUGUCCCUGCACCCGGCUACCAGCCCACCUACAACCCGACUCUGCCCUACAACAAGCCCAUCCCUGGAGGUCUCAGCGUGGGAAUGUCCAUUUACAUCCAAGGAGUGGCUAGCGAGCAUAUGAAAAGGUUCUCCGUGAACUUCGUGGCGGGACAGGGCCCUGGGGCCGACAUCGCCUUCCACUUCAAUCCCCGUUUUGAUGGCUGGGACAAGGUGGUCUUCAAUUCGCAGCAGGGCGGCCAGUGGGGCAGUGAGGAGAAGAAAAGGAGCAUGCCCUUCCGCAAGGGCACCCCCUUCGAGCUGGUGUUCAUGGUCCUGCCAGAGCACUACAAGGUGGUGAUAAAUGGAAAUCCAUUCUAUGAGUUUGGGCACCGGAUCCCUCUACAGAUGGUCACUCACCUGCAAGUGGAUGGGGACCUGGAGCUUCAAUCAAUCAAUUUCAUCGGAGGCCAGCCAGCCCCAAGCCAGGGUUCUGGAUGCAUGCCUCCGCAGAGUAACCUGCCUACCAUGGAGGGACCCCCAAUCUUCAACCCGACUGUGCCAUUUAUGGGAAAACUGCAAGGGGGGCUUACAGCCCGAAAAACCAUCAUAGUCAAGGGCUACGUGCCUCCCACAGGCAAGAGCUUUGCCAUCAACUUCAAGGUGGGAUCGUCCGGAGACGUGGCUCUCCACAUUAACCCCCGCCUGACCGAGGACACCGUGGUUCGGAACAGCUAUCUGAACGGCUCAUGGGGAUCCGAGGAGAAGAAGAUCUCCUACAACCCGUUUGGUCGUGGCCAGUACUUUGAUCUGUCCAUUCGUUGCGGCAUCGAUCGUUUCAAGAUUUAUGGCAAUGGCCAGCACCUCUUUGACUUCUCCCAUCGCCUUUCAGCCUUCCAGAGGGUGGACAUUCUGGAGAUUGAGGGUGAUAUCACCUUGUCCUAUGUCCAGAUCUGAUCUAUUCCUGGGAGCACACAGAGAAAGAUCCCAUAAGACUCCAUUUUAAGCUUCUAAUAAACUAUCUGAGGGUGUCUAA